Caretta caretta (loggerhead turtle) is the source of this 1463-nucleotide messenger RNA. It is a transcript of the gene UPK1B, whose product is annotated as uroplakin 1B. The record is from RefSeq and is a predicted model, not a curated record. Gene Ontology annotation, cellular component: membrane. Lineage: Eukaryota; Metazoa; Chordata; Testudines; Cheloniidae.
CACCUUUCAGGGCAAGUGGAGCUGAAGAUGGCAAAAGGCGAUAAUGGAGUGCGCUUUUUCCAAGGCCUACUAAUUCUCGGCAAUGUGAUUAUUGGGAUGUGUGGCAUUGCACUGACGGCAGAGUGCAUCUUCUUCGUGUCGGAUCAGCAGACUCUGUACCCUCUGCUGGAAGCCACCAAUAAUGAUGACAUCUAUGGUGCAGCCUGGAUUGGCAUCUUCGUUGGCUUUGCUCUCUUUAAUCUGUCUGUCCUGGGCAUCAUUGGAGUCAUUAAGUCACACCGCACAAUGCUGCUGGUGUAUAUCAUUCUGAUGUUGGUCACAUAUGGAUUUGAAGUGGCUUCUUGCAUCACAGCAGCAACUCAUCGAGAUUUUUUCACACCCAAUCUCUUCCUGAAGCAAAUGUUGGAAAAGUAUCAGAACCCAGAGCCAGCCAACAAUGAUGAUAAGUGGAUGAGUGAAGGUGUCACCAGGACAUGGGACCGCCUCAUGCUACAGAAUCAGUGCUGUGGGGUGAAUGGCCCCUCUGACUGGCAGAACUACGUGUCUGUGUUCAGGAGCAGGAACAGUGACUCAGAGUUCCCUUGGCCACGCCAGUGCUGUGUCAUGGAUGUCCAAGGAAUUCCAAUCAACUUGGAUGGCUGCAAACUGGGUGUCUCCGGCUACUAUAAUAAUAAGGGUUGCUAUGACAUUAUCUCUGGUCCAAUGAACAGACAUGCUUGGGGUGUUGCCUGGUUUGGCUUUGCCAUUCUCUGCUGGACUUUCUGGGUUCUUAUCUGCACCAUGUUCUAUUGGAGCAGAAUUGAAUACUGAGGAUCCAGUGGCCUCCCAACAACCCCUCUGAAGUCUUGGUGCAUGAAACUGCAUUCGUUCAUCUGUACUAUUCCUCUUGUGCUAAGGAGGAUUUGAGGCUCUCCCAGUGCCCCCAUUAUCAUCCCACUCUCCAUCUCCCUGAAAACCAGACAGACUGGUACACUGAGCUGAUCCUUCCAAGAAAGAACAUGCCUUCCUUUAGCCUCACUGGAGUUCUGUAGCUUUUAUGCCUAUUAACGGACCCAAAUCCUUCACUGUUCUGAAGACUACUUGAGUCUGAGAGAUGCUCUGAUUAUUCCAGAGAUGGCCUUGAAAAGGGAAAUGGCCCAUAAAUGUACUUGCUCCAGAAAACAAUUUCUUUAAACUAGGGCUAAUGUAAAUGAUACCAGAACAAAUCUGAUGCACAAGGCUGUUGGUGUAUAUAGUAUAUGUGAGAGAUGCUGUCACCACACCAGAGAGCCUUCCUCCUUGCAAGGAAGAGGAAAAUUAGACAUGUAACUACAGGAAUUGCCAAGUUUAUUUAACAUUCAUAUUGAGUUCUGGCCUCUAUUAAAGAUAUCCGUCCUCUAAGAAGGAGGCAGACUCUCUUUUCUACCCUCUGCCAUACCUAACUUCCCAGUCUUAAAAGCUAAAAGCAGGUUACUAGUCAACCC